Molecule: messenger RNA, 978 nt
Organism: Verticillium dahliae VdLs.17
Lineage: Eukaryota; Fungi; Ascomycota; Sordariomycetes; Glomerellales; Plectosphaerellaceae
Exons: 4
Coding region: 1-978 (325 amino acids)
Source: RefSeq, a predicted model, not a curated record
AUGCCCGUGGAACUCGUCAUCGGCGUCGUCGGGCUCGCGAUCCAGGCCAUCGACACGUCGCAGAAAGUCAAGUCUGUGAUCGAAGACUACCGCUCCGCACCACGAGACAUCCAGCGACUCGAAACCAAGCUUGGGUUUGUCGAGAACCGAUGCGCUCGCAUCAAAGCCAUCUUCCGGGAUGAGAACGUCGUCCGAGGUCAACGUCUCAUCAGCGAGGCCUUGUGCAAGAAUCUACUGCGCGACAUUGAUGGUACCAUCAAAGAGCUCGGAGAAAUCCUCACUGACUUACAGAAGAGGCUUGCAAAGAAGGGACUGAUCGAUGGGCCAGGAAGGCAUUUCGUCAAGCAGAAGGAUUCCAUUCAGAAGUUGGUCGCCGAGCUGGAUAGUGACCUCGCCAUGCUUGACCGAGCAUUGACGCCUGAUAUUUACUCAAGUGUCGAGUCUAUACACCAAACCAUUGUCAUAUCGCCACAACCUCAGAAGACGAGCGACGUGCUCAACAUCAGUGCGCCAGAAAUGACGCCAAUCCCCAGGAAGCUUGUGCCCUUUACAGGGGCCGAAACUAGCAAGUCUGCCAUCAUUUUGGAGAAGACUGAAGUGCGGAGCGAGGUUUCACGCUGGCUCUUCUCGCUUGAGGUCUGUCAUCAACAGAAGAAGAGAACCACUCAAGUUCGCGACAAGGACGAGUGCCAGCCCGACCGUGUGGAUUAUGAAACUAGUCUGAUCUUCUCCCAUUACAUCUCAUCAUACCGUGUUCAGUUUACCUGGCGACCAGGGUUUAUCGCCGCGCCAUCUUUUGCGCUGAGCAUGCCUUAUGUUGUCAAGCUUUGCGCAUAUGGGCGGAGAUCUGAUGUGAUUGCAAGAAAGAUUGAGCUGCAGCCUGGACUGGCUGCACACGUCUUGUCCGAUUUCUUUGGGAAACAAAGCCCGCUAGAGCUGAGAGACAAAGCAUACAAUAUCCGUCAUACCUCACUCUAG